Messenger RNA from Helianthus annuus (common sunflower), 420 nucleotides. RefSeq lists its product as uncharacterized. The transcript has a single exon. The coding region runs from base 1 to 420 and encodes 139 amino acids. NCBI's taxonomy places the organism in Eukaryota, Viridiplantae, Streptophyta, Magnoliopsida, Asterales, Asteraceae. The record is from RefSeq and is a predicted model, not a curated record.
AUGAAUAUGAUGUGCUGCCUUUUGUGCUAUGAGAAUUUUGAUUCUCAUCCUCACUUAUUCUUCGAAUGUAAGUUUUCGUCUCAAGUUUGGCAUAAAGUGAGGCACAAGGUGGGUAUGUCUUCGGUUAACCCGAAGUGGAGGGAUAUUGUAGAUUGGCUUCUUGCUCGUGCUAGAUCAAAGUCGGUUGAGGUCUAUGUUGCUAAGCUUGUAGUGGCGGCUGGUUCUUACUUCAUAUGGCAAGAGAGGAACAAUCGUCUAUUCAAAAAUCAGCUGAGACCUCCGGAAAUGGUUAGUGAAGUUAUUUUGAAGACGGUUAGAUACAAACUUUUGGGAGCAAAGCUAAAGAAUACUAUGAAGGUGCGAAAGCUUCUAGAAGCUUGGGAUAUUCGUGGGGACACUGAAGACGAUGGUGGCGGCUAA